This is a messenger RNA of Drosophila eugracilis, 837 nucleotides long. RefSeq names its product spaetzle-processing enzyme. The transcript has 3 exons. Gene Ontology annotation, molecular function: serine-type endopeptidase activity. Gene Ontology annotation, biological process: proteolysis. Bases 1 to 837 code for a protein of 278 amino acids. The record is from RefSeq and is a predicted model, not a curated record. NCBI's taxonomy places the organism in Eukaryota, Metazoa, Arthropoda, Insecta, Diptera, Drosophilidae.
AUGUUAAGGGAGAGGCAGUGCGGCUAUGAUAACAACAGGGCCAUGUUAAUUGAGAGGAUAUUGGUGUGUUGCCCCCAAAGCGGUAACAUCCUGCCAAAUCAGAUGAUUUGUGGACAAAGUCCGGCCGUUUUUCGACUAUCGAAUGAUAAAGAGGCGGAACUUAAUCAGUUUCCCUGGAUGGCUCUGCUAUUGUACAGGAAUCGUUUGACAUUAGAGCACGAUCAAAGUACCUUGUGUGCUGGUUCCCUGAUUAACAAUCGAUACGUGCUAACUGCCGCCAACUGUGUGAUCAGAGCUGAACUGAUUAAAAAUGAUUUAGUGGUAAAGGGAGUGCGCCUGGGCGAACAUGAUAGGGCCACUAAUCCCGACUGCAUCACUCAUAGGAAUGGAUGGCAUAUGUGUGCUCCACCCCCUCUUGAAGUCAACGUGGAGCAUAUUACAGUUCAUCAGUACUUCAAGGAAAUCAACAGGACAUACUAUAAUGAUAUCGCUUUGUUGCGACUCCACAUGCCAGUAAGAUAUACGAAGGAGAUCCAACCGCUUUGUCUUCUUAGGGAGAAUUCCCAACCUAGAGCCUUUGGCUUGGAAUUAGCCGGCUGGGGGCUAAGUGAAAGCCAACCUGCUCUGCAGAAGCUAUCGUACGCUCUGUUAAAGGAAUGGCAUCCUCAUGCUUGCUCUAAAAGUUAUCCAGCCUUCCAUCAUGUGAUCCAACUGUGUGCCGCUGGUAAGGAUAGACAUGACACCUGUGUGGCCACCCCCGGUAGUCCAUUAAUUGGCACGAUGGGUCGUGGCUUCGACGAAUAUCGCUUCGUAGAGGGUAUAGGCACUAAAAGUUAA